GAAGGGUUACGUUUAGUGGCAACUUUUUUUUGCAAUUUGACCACGCCAAAAAUUUGAAGAGUCCAGUAAGAAAGUAUAAAUAUUCAGGCGACAGCCCUCUACUCGCCAGUUCUGAAAGCCAAGGUUAACCUGUACGAGCGAACGUAACACACGGAAAUAUCUCUUCCAAGAUGAUGCUGUUUUUGGCGCUCGCGCUCACCAUGGCGACAGCUCUGCCCGUGCCCAGGAAGGGCGAGCAGUACUUCGACAACCUGGACAUCAACGGAGACGGGAUCAUCACCCUUCAUGAGGCGGACCACGGACUGAGCGUGGCCUCCAUCUUCUCCGCUAUGGACGCCGACUGUGACGGUUUCAUCACGCGCGGACAGAUCCUGUUCUACAUGCGGGAGUUCGUGGAGGCGUUCGACACGCUGGACCUGAACGGAGACGGUUUCCUGACGGUUCAGGAGGCGGAGACGGCCACAACCAUCGGCAGGGUGUUCGCCUUCUUCGACACCAACGCUGACGGGCAGUUGGAGCGUUGGGAGGCGGAGCGGCUGAUCAACCUGAUCGUCCUGCUUCAGGACGCCGCCGCUGCCCAGGGCACGGCCUGCGCCACCACCCCCAGCCCCAACCACGGCCAGGGCCACUAACCUCCUCCCAACACGGCCCGUGCGACCAGCAUCCACCAGAACAACUAGUCUCCACCAGGCUCAGCCUCUGUAGGCUGAAUAAAUAGUAGAAAUCGGCUUCGAAAGAAUGUAGCUGGCCAGGGGAGUUGCCGGCCAUUUUAACUGGCAAACUGGACCCUCUAUGGCCGGCCAACUUCCCUGACCAGAUACAUUUUGUGGGCCGAUUUCUACUAUUUAUUCAGCCUGUAAAACGAGUCUGAUGGAUACUUUUUGCGACUAGCAUCCACCAGAUCAGCGUUAACAACGUCACGGGGUUCAAAUACGGUGAAAUUAAGCCAAAAAAGGAGUUUAAAAUGAGAAUGAUAUUUAAGAAUGUUUUAGCCAAGGGAGUUGGCAACCGUAGUUCUUUUUCCCUCUUCAGAGGAGGGAAAACUCCCGCGGACCGACCCUUCUAGCUGACUAUUCCCGUUCUUAAAAGUAGCAACAAAGAUUCUUCAUUAUUGUUUCUCACAAAGAGACUUUGGCAGGGACACAGAUGUGCCGUCCCUGAAUUACGUGAGUUUGUUACAACAAAAUUUUCUCACAUAACUAACGUUAUAUGUACAAUAAACCUUUUGACGAAUUCUACGCCCGGAACCCCCGUAGGAAGGCCUGGUGGAGGCUAGAGUGCCAGCCGAACUAACCCCCGGACCCGCCUCAACUGAACACCUUCAAAUCACCUGUGGAUUUGCGGCUGAUCAAAGCCGUUCUUACCUGUAAUAAACCAACAAUUUAAGCAUCAGA
This is a messenger RNA of Branchiostoma belcheri (Belcher's lancelet), 1394 nucleotides long. RefSeq names its product probable calcium-binding protein CML26. Gene Ontology annotation, molecular function: calcium ion binding. The record is from RefSeq and is a predicted model, not a curated record. Lineage: Eukaryota; Metazoa; Chordata; Leptocardii; Amphioxiformes; Branchiostomatidae. The transcript has 5 exons. The coding region runs from base 171 to 632 and encodes 153 amino acids.